AUGGUGUUCGGACUGUUGGCGGUGCUCGCUUGGUCGACGUCCACCAUCACCCAAGCUCAAGCACCGGGGAUGCCCAUCCUCAGCACGCACACAAGCGCCUUGACAAAAGCUGCGCACUGCACCACCACUGCUUACACCGCACCAGUCAUCCAAGGUGGCCCCACAAGCACUUACUAUUCCCUUACCACCUACACAUCCCGCGUCUAUGAUUGCCAUGGCUGCGACACCGUCGUGGUCAUUCCAUAUGGUCACGUCUUCGUGGAGAUGACAUUUACCACCACUGUGACUGCGGACCUCGCGACCACUGUCACGGUCCCAAGAUGCAGUCCGACACCAGGCCCAGCGACCAUGACUGGUCUCAGUUGA
Cladophialophora bantiana CBS 173.52 is the source of this 366-nucleotide messenger RNA. RefSeq lists its product as uncharacterized. Lineage: Eukaryota; Fungi; Ascomycota; Eurotiomycetes; Chaetothyriales; Herpotrichiellaceae. Bases 1 to 366 code for a protein of 121 amino acids. The transcript has 3 exons. The record is from RefSeq and is a predicted model, not a curated record.